GGAAAGAUCUGUCCUCUUUCGAAUUGCCUACUAUGCUCCACUCGAUCCAUCUUACGUGUUAUUUGCUAUUAAGGACCACCCUCUUCACUUACUCAGCAGAUACUUCGAAUUCGUUCUUAACCGCGUUUUACUUCUCGCAUUCAAAAAUAUUGAACUUUGCUAAAGAAUUGUUAAGGUGCGACGACAAGGGACUAAGCCAUAGGAAGUGGAGCCUCAGAGACAUCAACACCAGUCUUUGUUCCUUGAAAGCCACAAUGGAAGGAAUUUACCUGAGCUCUGCUUCAUAUCUCCUGCUGGCCGCUCUUGCUCUCAUCGUGCUCGGAGUGGUCGGGGAUAAGUUCCUGAGGAAUAAGAAAAGGCGCGUCCUGGGGAAGGAAGCCCCAGGUCCAAAGCCGUGGCCAGUCAUCGGCUCGCUACAUCUCCUCGGUGGGUAUGAGAUCCCAUACCAAGCAUUCGACGUCCUCUCGGACAAAUACGGACCCGUCUUCGCCAUCAAACUCGGACAGGUGCAAUGCCUUGUCAUUUCCAACCUGAAGCAUAUCAGAGAAGUACUCUUCAACAAAGGUGAUAUGUUCGAUGGACGACCGAACUUCACCCGCUACCAUCAGCUAUUUGGAGGAGACAAAGAAAAUUCAUUGGCGUUUUGUGAUUGGUCAGAAACCCAGAAGACAAGAAGAGACAUGCUAAAAGAUCACGCUUUCCCAAAAGUUUUCACCGAGAGAUUUCACCAACUCAAUGGAAUUAUAAAUAUCGAGAUGCACGAAAUGUGCACACAGUUGAAAGGCGGAGUGGUUUACAUAAAACCACUGAUGCUCCGUACAGUCGCCAAUAUCUUCAUGUCAUACAUCUGCAGUUCAAGAUUUCCCUCGGAUGAUCCCGAAUAUGUGAAAAUGGUUGAGAAUUUCGAUAGCAUCUUCUAUGAGGUGAACCAGGGAUAUGCAGCUGACUUUAUACCCUGGCUUAUGCCUCUUCUCAAUGGAAAUCUUAGAAAGAUGUCGAAAUGGAGCAAGGAGAUCAAAGACUUCAUCGUCGGCAGGAUCAUCCAAAAGAGGCUUGACAACUGGGCUGCAGGACAAGAAGCAGAGGAUUACGUCGAUGCUCUCAUCAACCACAUCAAAGACCCAAAGGCGACCAUGUCUCUUGAAACUGCCUUAUUUGCUCUGGAAGACAUCAUUGGAGGACACUCUGCCAUUGCCAACCUGAUCGUAAAAGUUUUGGGCUUUGUUUCACAAGCGCCUGAGGUCCAGGAAAAAAUCCAAAAAGAAAUCGACUAUGUAUCAGCAGGAAGGGAGAUAACAUUGGAAGACAGGUCAUCGAUGCCUUACACAGAAGCUACUAUUUUGGAAGCUGUGAGACAUAUCACUUCACCGAUCAUACCGCAUGUCGCCAACCAACAAUGCUCCCUUGCAGGAUACACAGUUGAAAAAGACACACUUAUUUUCCUGAAUAAUUACACACUCAACAUGAGUCCUGAGUUAUGGUCAGAGCCUACCAAAUUCAUGCCUGACAGGUUCCUGAAUGAAGACGGAAAGAUUUCAAAGCCAGAGCACUUUCUCCCUUUCGGAGGCGGAAGGAGAUCUUGCAUGGGCUACAAGUUGACGCAAUUUAUUUCCUUCGUGACACUAGCAACACUGCUACAGAGGUUCCAUCUAGUACCUGUGGAAACUUAUAAGGUUCCCCUCGGCAACCUUGCAAUAUCGAGCAAAAGUAAAUUACAGUUGAAUCUGAUUCCCCGUUAAGUUUCCGGCUGAAACAUUUGUGUAUAAUUUCCAAUCCUCCCCAUGUGAUAAUUAAGGUAAAAUUGAAAUUACCUCAAAAUUUAAAGUGUUUAUUUUAAAAAUUAAUGUAUUUCUAACUUUGUUUUUUAAAAAAUUUUAAUUACUUAACUUAUCUAAAUUUCAUGUUUUCUUGUACAUACAUGUAUUUUUGUUAAGCUAAAGGGUAUUGAGACUGAAUAGGUUCUGGCGUAGAAAUUCGAUACUAAACCUAUUUUUAUGUUGUGAUUAUAUAGUAUGU
This is a messenger RNA of Cimex lectularius (bed bug), 2016 nucleotides long. Its product is annotated as cytochrome P450 307a1-like. Bases 33 to 1739 code for a protein of 568 amino acids. The transcript is spliced from 4 exons. Gene Ontology annotation, molecular function: oxidoreductase activity, acting on paired donors, with incorporation or reduction of molecular oxygen; monooxygenase activity; iron ion binding. The record is from RefSeq and is a predicted model, not a curated record. Lineage: Eukaryota; Metazoa; Arthropoda; Insecta; Hemiptera; Cimicidae.